AUGGUUACUCAUAAUGAUGCUGCGGCUGAGGAAGAUGAUGAUGAUGUUGACCUUUUCGGAGAGGAGACAGAAGAGGAAAAGAAAGCUGCUGAAGAGAGAGCAGCUUCUGUGAAGGCAUCUACAAAGAAGAAGGAAUCUGGAAAGUCAUCAGUUUUGAUUGAUAUCAAGCCGUGGGAUGAUGAGACUGACAUGAAGAAGCUAGAGGAAGCUGUUAGAUCUAUUCAGAUGGAAGGAUUGUUUUGGGGAGCAUCAAAGCUUGUCCCAGUUGGUUAUGGUAUCAAGAAGUUGCAGAUUAUGUGCACUAUUGUUGAUGACCUUGUCUCUAUUGACACCAUGAUCGAAGAGCAACUCACUGUUGAACCAAUCAAUGAGUACGUCCAGAGCUGUGACAUUGUUGCUUUCAACAAGAUAUGAAUGAAGAUGGAGAAAGCUUAAAGGAAAUCUUUGAAAUCUUUGCUGCUUCUUCUAUAUUUUGUCUCCGACUUGUCUUAGACUGUUGUUUCGACUCUGUUAUGGCUUUCUCUUAUUGUUUUGAUAUUUAAUGAAGAAUGACAAUUCAGUAUGGAGGACUUUAUGACUAUUCUCUGCUUCCUGUUUCUUUAA
Molecule: messenger RNA, 603 nt
Organism: Camelina sativa (false flax)
Lineage: Eukaryota; Viridiplantae; Streptophyta; Magnoliopsida; Brassicales; Brassicaceae
Source: RefSeq, a predicted model, not a curated record